GGCUGCUCGGCUGGCUGAACGCCUGUAAACAAAUAACCGAGCCGUCAAUUGUUUAAUUAAUUAAUUUAAUUCACCCGACUUUUAACGCUCACAACUUUCUGCCGUACUGUAAGAUUUUCAACCCACUUUGUGCAGUUCUAAGACAGUGAUCAGUUGAAAAAGCAUUACCUAUAGUUUCAAAAUUCAAGUACCUAUCAGAGGAGGUUAACUUUUGGACCCCUAAUUUUUUUAUCUAAACCUUUAAGUACUGAAGUAGUUAUUCUUCCGAAAGCCAAGUGCGAUCGUUGUAGAGGUUUUAUUCUUUUAAGUAUGUUUCUGUCUCUCUUAUUACGUGUCGAGAAUCUCUGCACACAGGUAUCAUUAGAGUCUGCGAUGGACUCGUGACAAGUGUUGCCGACAGUUGAGCAGCGCUAGAAUGAUAUCAUUCGGUGAUUAAAUUUGUCCUGCGGAAUCAAUUUUUCACUUCAUUAUGGCGAGACCUUUAGCACCAAGCCAGCAGAAGCUGGCUGAGAAACUUAGCAUCAUCAAUGUGAGGGGAGUUGGAAUGCUCACCCGCAUUUAUAACAUCAAAAAGGCAUGCGGUGACGCCAAGUCCAAGCCUGGCUUCUUAUCAGACAAAAGCCUUGAACCCUCCAUAAAGUUUAUCGUGCGAAAAUUUCCCAACAUUGAUUUCAAAGGAUUGCAAUCAAUCAGUGGAAUCCGCACAGAGAUAAUAAAGUCUUUGUCCCUGUAUUACUACACGUUUGUUGAUCUUCUAGACUUCAAAGACAAUGUGUGCGAGCUGCUCACAACCAUGGAUGCCUGCGGAGUUCACUUAGAUAUUACGCUUAAUUUUGAGUUAACCAAAGCAUAUCUGGACCUCGUCACAACUUAUGUAUCACUGAUGAUUCUCUUGUCACGGGUUGAAGACAGGAAAGCUGUUUUGGGUCUCUUCAAUGCUGCUUACGAAAUGGUCAAUAGUCAAAGUGACCAGAGCUUUCCGCGGCUAGGCCAGUUAAUCAUGGAUUACGAUGCUCCAUUGAAAAAGCUAUCGGAGGAGUUUAUUCCGCACCAAAAACUCUUGAUAUCAGCGUUGAUGUCAUUAUGGCCUGUUUACGUAAACAGGAAUCUUUCAGCAGAUAAGUGGCGGUCGGACCAGAAAUUGAGCGUUAUUUCCAAUCCAGGUCAGAUCCUGAAACCGUUUCAAACGGAGAAUAUGACUUGUGAAUAUCUGUCUUUGGACACCAUGGAGAAAUGGAUUAUUUUUGGUUUUAUGCUGAACCAUCAAAUUCUAAACCAAGAGCAGCCAAAUAAACUGUGGGUGAGCGCCCUCGAGUCUAGCUGGGUCAUUAUGCUGUUUCGAGAUGAGGUUAUCUUCAUCCACAGUUACAUUCAAACAUUUUUCGACUCCAUCAAGGGCUACGGAAAGCGUGUCUCAGAACUCAAGGACUGUUAUAAUGUCGCAGUUCAAAAAGCAACCUACAAACACCGAGAACGACGGAAAUUCCUCCGGACGGCGCUUAAAGAGCUAGGGUUCAUCUUUUCAGAUCAGCCAGGACUUCUUGGACCCAAGUGUUUGUUGAUAUUUAUUGGUCUAUGCUACGCCCGAGAUGAGGUACUUUGGCUCCUACGACACAAUGACAAUCCUGCACCAACCAAAAGCAAAGGCAAAUCUACGGAAGAUCUUGUGGAUCGCCAAUUGCCUGAACUUCUCUUUCACAUGGAAGAACUACGGAUCCUCGUCCGUAAAUACAGUCAAGUGAUUCAGCGUUACUACGUGCAAUACCUAGCCGGUUUCGAUGCAAUUGCAUUGAAUCAGAUGAUGCCAAAUCUGACAGUUUGUCCUGAAGAUGAGAGCAUUAUCCUUUCGUCGAUUUGUAACACCAUUGCCAGUCUUUCAGUUAAGCAAGUUGAAGAAAAUGACCUGUUUGACCUGCGCCCACUGCGUUUGGAUUGGUUCCGGUUGCAAGCAUACACAAGUGUUGCCAAAGCCCCAUUGUCGCUGCCCGAGAGCAGAGAUCUUGCAUGCCUACUUGAUACAAUCAGCUUUCACACCAAAAUGGUCGACUAUCUUGAUGAAAUCAUGGUCGAAACUUCAGAUCUCUCAAUUUUCUGCUUUUACAGUAAGAUUUUCGAGGAUCAGUUUCACAUGUGUUUGGAGUUUCCAGCACAAAAUCGAUACAUUAUUGCAUUUCCUCUCAUAUGCAAUCACUUCCAAAGCUGUACUCACGAACUCUGUCCUGAGGAAAGACAUCAUAUCAGGGAGAGAAGUUUAGCGGUUGUCAACAUGUUCCUGGAUGAAAUGGCCAAAGAAGCGAAGAAUAUUAUUACAGCAAUUUGUGAUGAGCAGUGUUUAAUGAGUGACAAGUUGCUUCCAAAGCACUGCGCUGUGCUCAUAUCUCAAGCUGUCAACCGGAAAAAGAAAGAUAAAAACAAGAAAGGUGGAAAUGAAUUUGCCAAACCUGGUAUUGAAAGUUACAGAAAAACUAGGGAGGAACUAACAACAAUGGACAAACUACACAUGGCACUGACGGAGCUGUGCUUCGCCAUCAAUUACUGUUCAACAGUUAAUGUUUGGGAGUUUACUUUUGCGCCAAGAGAGUAUUUGUAUCAGCAUUUGGAAAACCGGUUCUCAAGGGCCCUCCAUGGUAUGGUCAUGUUCAAUCCGGACACCAGCGAAAUCGCAAAACCAUCCGAGCUUCUUGCCAGUGUUCGUUCAUACAUGAGCGUUUUGCAGACUGUUGAAAAUUAUGUUCACAUUGAUAUGGUACGGGUAUUUAACAAUGUUUUAUUACAUCAAACUCAGCCUACAGACAGUCAUGGUGAAAAAACUGUUGCAGCAUUAUACACCCAAUGGUACUCAGAAGUGCUUUUGCGACGCGUGAGUGCGGGUAACAUUUGUUUCUCGCUGAACCAACGCUCAUUUGUGAGUUUGACUGCAGAAGGUGCUAUUCCAUUCAAUGCCGAAGAGUUUUCUGAUAUCAAUGAACUGCGGGCACUUGCAGAGCUGAUAGGGCCGUAUGGGAUGAAAAUGCUCAAUGAAACCCUUAUGUGGCACAUUGCGAGUCAAGUUCAAGAAAUGAAGCAAUUGGUGGCAAACAACAAGGAGGUUCUAUUGUCCCUGCGUUCAAAUUUCGACAAACCUGAGAUCAUGAAAGAGCAGUUUAAAAAGCUGCAACAUGUUGUGUGCGUUCUGCAAAGGAUGACAAUCGUUGGUGUCAUACUUAGUUUCCGCCAGUUGGCACAAGAGGCACUCGUAGAUGUGCUAGAAGAGCGAAUUCCGUUUCUACUGAGCUCAAUUCUAGAUUUUCGCCAUCAUGCUCCACCAGUUGCAGAUGUCUCAGUGGUGAGCGAAAUGGCAUCAGCCGCAGGACUUUUGUGCAAAAUUGAUCCCACCUUAGCAACAGCACUGAGAAGUCAAAAGACUGCAAAUAGUGAAGAAGAAGAACAUACAUUAGCAUGUCUGCUCAGCGUAUUUGUGGCAGUGUCGAUUCCAAAGCUAGCUCGAAAUGAUAAUUCAUUCUACCGAGCAUCGCUGGAAGGUCACUCGAAUAAUAUCCACUGCAUUGCAGCAGCUGUCAACAAUAUCUUCGGCGCUCUUUUCACGAUUUGUGGUCAGGGUGACAUCGAAGAUAGAAUGAAAGAAUUCCUUGCGUUGGCAUCUUCCAGUCUACUUCGGUUGGGCCAAGAGGCAGACAAGGAAGCAACAAAGAAUAGAGAAUCAGUAUACCUUUUAUUAGACCAAAUUGUGCAAGAGUCACCUUUCCUGACAAUGGAUCUUCUGGAGUCAUGCUUUCCAUAUGCACUCAUUAGAAAUGCAUACCACGAUGUCUACAAGCAGGAACACAAUCAAGCAUAACUUCCAGUGAAAUGAACUAUUGAUUAACCAUAGCUCCAUAUUUAUUUCAAUGCUAGCUCAAUAUGUUUUUUAAACCACAUUUUAAGCCUAAUUUAUUGCUCUUUUUUACGUAUAAUUCUUAUGUUAAGCUCCCAUAAAGGAAUUGUUUUGUAAAUAAUGUAUUUUAUUAUCGUAGCUAUUUUAUUUAAAUCAAGUGGAAAUAAUUGUGUUCAACAUUCCGCAUUGAAGUAUUAAAUGUGCGUCACAUUUACAAUU
Bemisia tabaci is the source of this 4093-nucleotide messenger RNA. RefSeq names its product Nck associated protein 1 Hem (gene Hem). The record is from RefSeq and is a predicted model, not a curated record. Gene Ontology annotation, biological process: cell morphogenesis; neuron projection morphogenesis; cortical actin cytoskeleton organization. NCBI's taxonomy places the organism in Eukaryota, Metazoa, Arthropoda, Insecta, Hemiptera, Aleyrodidae. Gene Ontology annotation, cellular component: SCAR complex.